Baudoinia panamericana UAMH 10762 is the source of this 1628-nucleotide messenger RNA. RefSeq lists its product as uncharacterized. Gene Ontology annotation, biological process: transmembrane transport. The coding region runs from base 286 to 1302 and encodes 338 amino acids. The transcript has 2 exons. The record is from RefSeq and is a predicted model, not a curated record. NCBI's taxonomy places the organism in Eukaryota, Fungi, Ascomycota, Dothideomycetes, Mycosphaerellales, Teratosphaeriaceae.
GCAAUGCUGCGGCUCAAGUUUACCUCGGCUUGGGCGAUCGUGGUGCCGGGACACUCAUGAUGAGAACGCACGAGGCCGCGGGCUCUGCCCUACUACUGCUUCUUUGCUCAAUGCAAAGGCGAGCACUCAACGAAGUAAAAGUAACCCAGCAGCAUUAACUGGGAGAUACCGAUAUGAGGUAGCACCCACGAGCCUAUCGCUAUACCCUCAUCGUCAACCGCUCGGUCAUCUCGGCAGCCACACACGAAGCCAGCCAACUCCGUCGAUACUCACCAAACCGCAGCAAUGGCUGCAAAAAACGAAGUGCCGCCAUGGGGAUUGGCGAUCGCAGGUUCGACCGGCGCCGUGCUAGCAAAUGCCCUCGUCUACCCGCUCGACAUCGUUAAGACGAGACUACAGGUACAGAUCAAGCAACACAAGCUCGACCCACCUCGGGAUGCGCUAGACACAACGCACAAGCACUACGAAGGCACCAUCCAUGCAAUCACGUCCAUCCUAGAAGACGAGGGCUUGGUCGGCCUAUACAGCGGCAUGGCGGGCAGCUUGCUCGGCGUCGCGAGUACUAACUUCGCGUACUUCUACUGGUAUAGCACCGUACGGACCCUGUACCUGAACCGGGUAAGUCAGGGGAAGCAUCCAAGCACGGCGGUCGAGCUCGGUUUGGGUGCAGUAGCGGGCGCAUUGGCACAGCUGUUCACGAUCCCGAUUGCUGUCAUUACCACACGACAGCAGACUCAGCCGAAAGGUGAAAAGAAGAGUAUGCUUGGGACGGCCAAGGAGGUCAUCGAUGGCGAGGAUGGUUUCGCGGGACUUUGGAGAGGUAUUAAGGCGAGCUUGGUCUUGGUCGUGAAUCCCGCCAUCACCUAUGGCGCGUAUCAGCGGUUGAGAGAGGCGAUGUAUCCGGAUGAUCGAGCAUUGCAGCCUCACCAGGCUUUCUUACUCGGCGCUCUUUCCAAAUCACUCGCUACAAUCGUGACGCAACCCCUCAUUGUUGCCAAAGUAGGACUGCAGUCGCGUCCACCCCCGGCACGACAAGGCAAGCCUUUCAAGUCCUUCCUUGAAGUAAUGCAAUUUAUUAUUGAGAAGGAAGGCCCGCUCGGGCUAUACAAGGGCGUCGCGCCACAGAUCGUAAAAGGUAUAAUGGUGCAAGGUAUUCUCAUGAUGACGAAGGAGAGGGUGGAGCUGCUGUUUGUGCUGCUCUUCAGAUAUGUCAGAAAGAUGCGGAGAGAGCAGCUCGAGCAACUUGCUGCUUUGGCAGCGAAGAAGGUGGAGGAGGCGAGAGUUGCAGUGACGAAGACCUAGAUCUCGAACGGAGCCGGUUACAGUCGGACGAGUCCCAGUGUCCGGCGUUUGGCGAAGUGUCGAUUGCAUAUGUGCAGGCUUGGAUCGCUUUCGGAGCGUUACUGGGGUAUAUACAUUGUACAUGAAUAUGGUGCCGCUUAUUUGCACCUGGAAUCGGAGAUCAAGUUUAUGCUGGCUGACUUGUCUUCAUGACAGGCUUCACUUCUUGCUCGUCUUGACUUCCUCUUCUAUGCUUCGCACGUACCCUUCUAAUCGCUGCACAGCUGCUUGUAGUGCCUGCCGGUCCGUCAGUAAGCGUCGAGGCUGCGCAUUAAUAAUCACCCUAG